Messenger RNA from Paramecium tetraurelia, 342 nucleotides. RefSeq lists its product as uncharacterized. The record is from RefSeq and is a predicted model, not a curated record. NCBI's taxonomy places the organism in Eukaryota, Ciliophora, Oligohymenophorea, Peniculida, Parameciidae. The transcript has a single exon.
AUGUUAUUAUUGUCUUUCUAGGAAGAUGGUGAGGUUUUUUUUUUUUUUUUCCUUUUCAGUCUCACUCCGUCACCCAGACUGGAGUGCGGUGGCAUGAUCUCAGCUCAAUGCAACCUCUGCCUCCUGCGUUCAAGUGAGUCUCAUGCCUCACCCUCCCUAUUAGCUGGGAUCACAGGUGUGUACCACGACACCCGUCUAAUCCUUUGGUAUCCUUAGUAGAGACGGGGUUUCACCAUGUUGGUCAGGCUGGUUUCAAACUCCUGGCCUCAUGUGAUCCAUCCAUCUUGGCCUCCCAAAGUGCUGGGAUCACAGGCAGGGGCCACCGCAUCUGGCCGAUUGUGA